Messenger RNA from Paramecium primaurelia, 917 nucleotides. Lineage: Eukaryota; Ciliophora; Oligohymenophorea; Peniculida; Parameciidae. The record is from the annotation of a GenBank genome assembly.
AUGGCAUUUUUGACUGAAUUAAAGAAUAUCUUUAAUUUAAUGGAAAACUUUAGAACAGUAAAUGAAGGAAUGAGCACAUCAUAUUUAUUUAUAAGUGAGUGUUUAAUGAUUUUAAGAAAAACAAAACUUGAUGAAAAUGAAUCAAAAAUUUGGUUAUGUAAUCAAAUUGAUUAAUUCAUUUAAUCUAAAAUUAUCUCAGCAUCAGAAUUAAUUAUUAAAAAUGUAUUUUAUUUAAAAUACCUAUUUAAAAGGCUACUUAAUUGAUUUAAGAAGGAACAACAAUUUUAGUAUAUGCUAGAUCCUAUUUGAUUGAGAAUUUCAUUAUUAAUUAUUUUAAGUAAGGUAAAUAAUUGACAAUCUUUGUUGUUGAUAAUCCAUAAUUUGGAGAAGGAUCAUAAUUGGUGAAUCGAUUAUUAUAAUAAGGAAUCUCUUGUUAUUAAAUAUUAUUAUCUCAUGUCAGCUACAUUCUAUCUAAAGUAGAAUUAAUUAAAUAUUAUUUAGGUUGAUAAAAUUUUAGUAGGAGCAUCAUCUAUGUUAUGUAAUGGAGCCUUGGUAUCUAGAGUAGGAACUGCUUUAUUAGCAUGUUUAGCAUCAACUCAUAAAAUACCAUUUUUAGUAUUUUGUGAAAGUUACAAAUUCUCAGAAAAGAGUCAGAUUGAUUCAUUAUCAUGGAAUGAAAUAGCAUAAUUAGAAUAUGGAAAUGAAAAUUAAUAAUAUACUUCUUUAAGUCUUAGAUAUGAUAUAACAUAAUCUAAUUAUAUUAAUAUGGUAUAAGUGAUAAUAUAUUAUUUAUUAGAUAGUAACAGAAGUUGGAUUGAUACCAGCAACAUCUGUAAAAGCAGUUAUAGGAGAAUUUAAAAAAUAUAAUUAUGUAGAUGCAAUAGAAGUUCCAAGAGUAGAUUAAUGAUAAUGUUAAU